This is a messenger RNA of Entamoeba invadens IP1, 948 nucleotides long. RefSeq lists its product as hypothetical. NCBI's taxonomy places the organism in Eukaryota, Evosea, Mastigamoebida, Endamoebidae. Bases 1 to 948 code for a protein of 315 amino acids. The record is from RefSeq and is a predicted model, not a curated record. The transcript is spliced from 2 exons.
AUGAGAAAGGGCGAGUAUCCACCAUAUCCCCAUCCAUUUGCAAAGAACUUUCCAGACAAAUAUAUGGUCGAGUCGGAGUAUUUCCAACAACAACUUGAGCAAUUCAGACGUGAGAAUGAGCGCUUUAGAAGAAUGCAAGAGGAGAGAUGGCUUUUGGAAGGGAAUAUGCCGUACUUGGACAUCUUUCCAAAAUGCAGAGGAUAUCAACUCCCCUCUUUAUUCGACACACAACGAGGAGACAGCGGAAAGACACUUCCAAGUAUCAACGAUCGCUUUGGAAACCAACCUCAACAAGGUCAACCCAAUCCAAGAGUCGAGAAAGUUGAGCGGAAGGACGAGAAGAAGGAGAUUGUAUGUUCUCCAAAUACAACAGUCACUGCGUUGAAAGAGGAAGACGGCAAGAACGACGACACGGAGACGGAGAUUGCAAGCGAGACGGAGGAAGUCACACAACAAAAACCCGCACAGGCGGUCCCCCCACAAACAAAGAAAAGAGGUCGCAAGAAAGUUGAGAAAAAGCAAAAAGUUGAAGAAGAGAAGGAAAUUGUUGUUGAGCCGCCUCUUGAAAAGAGAAAAAAACGGUCAACGGGGAAACGUGUGAUGAAGAGAAAAAAAGACCCGACGGUGCCGGACCCAAUUAAACCAGAAAAGGUCGAGAAACAAGAAAAAAAUGAGGCCGAGCCUGAAAAGAAAAAGCGCCGCAAAAAAAUCGACAAGAAAAGUGUUACCGGAGUGGAAGAUGGACUUUCACAGACUACAAAGGACGAUGUCUUGUUGACUCAACUUAAACCGGAAGCGAAAAAAGAAAGUGGGGGAAAGGUGCGGGCGACAACGAAAAAAGAGGAGAAAGUCGUGAAGAGAAAACGUAGUAAAACUGCUGUAAAAAAACGAAAGACGGGGAAGGGAAGCUUAGAGGGGGAUGGGUCUGCUGUAGUGGAUGAGAAGUAG